AUGACAAUAGUCCGCGAAACCAUCAGGGAGACUCACCAGACCCUUGAGGCCGCCGGUAUCCCCGACGCCCGCCUGGAGGCCGAGGUCAUGGUGAUGACGGUGAUGCCGGACGAUCUUGCUGGCAUCAUCGGUCAGCGCCUCGAACGCAUACCGCUUGCCUACAUUCUUGGAUACCGCGAGUUCUAUGGCAUCAACGUGGUGGUGACCCCGGAUGUCCUGAUUCCCCGACCGGAGACCGAGGGCAUCGUCGAGCACACGCUGUUCAUGGCGCUGAUGGGGAUGGAGACCCGUGAGCUGAGUAUUGCCGACGUCGGGACGGGCAGCGGCGCGAUCGCGGUCAAUCUGGCCAUCCACUUGCCGGCCGCCCGCAUAUAUGCCGUGGACAUAUCGGAGCCGGCACUGGAUGUCGCCGCCUGGAACAUACGCGCUCACUCCGUCGCCGACCGUAUUCGACUGGGCCACGGCGACCUCCUUGAGCCAGUCCCCGAGUCGGUAGACCUGAUCGUUGCCAACCUGCCCUACAUUCCCACUGACCGUAUCCCCACACUGCAGCCCGAGGUGCAGUGCGAGCCAGGCGCGGCCCUCGACGGAGGGCCCGACGGCCUUGACUUGGUGCGGCGUCUGCUGGCACAGGCUCCGGGUAAACUGAACAGCCCGGGCAUCAUCCUGCUGGAGCUGGAUCCGGAGCAGUUCCCUGCCGCUGAGGCUGUCGCUUUGCAGCACUUUCCCGAUGCCGAGAUUACUGCAGAGCAAGACCUCUCACACCGCGACCGGAUUAUGGUGAUUAGCCGGCCAUAG
Geodia barretti is the source of this 798-nucleotide messenger RNA. The record is from the annotation of a GenBank genome assembly. NCBI's taxonomy places the organism in Eukaryota, Metazoa, Porifera, Demospongiae, Tetractinellida, Geodiidae.